UCCUGCGGUCUACCCUCCCCGAAGGAGCUGGGACUUUGGCCGUGGGUUCCGCCGCCUCCGGAGCCCUCGAAGCCCUGGGUCCAGCCGCGGUGAUAUGGGCGGGGGCGGCGGCAGGCCUCCCGCGCAGCCGCGAUGCUGAGCUCCCGGGCCGAGGCGGCGAUGACCGCGGCGGACAGGGCCAUCCAGCGCUUCCUGCGGACCGGGGCGGCGGUCAGAUAUAAAGUCAUGAAGAACUGGGGUGUUAUAGGUGGAAUUGCUGCUGCCCUGGCAGCAGGAAUAUAUGUUAUUUGGGGCCCCAUUACGGAGAGAAAGAAGAGGAGAAAAGGGCUUGUGCCUGGCCUUGUCAACUUGGGGAACACCUGCUUCAUGAACUCUCUGCUGCAAGGCUUGUCAGCCUGCCCCACUUUCAUCAAGUGGCUGGAAGAAUUCACCACCCAGUACACCAGGGAUCAGAAGGAGCCCCCCCAGCACCAGUACUUAUCCUUGACCCUGUUGCACCUCCUGAAAGCUUUAUCCUGCCAGGAAGUCACUGACGAGGAGGUCUUGGAUGCAAGCUGCUUGUUGGACGUCUUAAGAAUGUACAGAUGGCAGAUCUCGUCGUUUGAAGAACAGGACGCUCACGAGUUGUUCCACGUCAUCACCUCGUCCCUGGAGGAUGAGCGGGACCACCAGCCCCGGGUCACUCAUUUGUUUGACGUGCACUCUCUGGAGCAACAGCCAGAAAUUACUCCCAGACAGAUAACCUGCCGCACCAGAGGGUCACCUCAUCCCAUGUUCAAUCACUGGAAGUCUCAGCAUCCUUUUCAUGGAAGACUUACGAGUAACAUGGUCUGCAAACACUGUGAGCACCAGAGCCCUGUUCGAUUUGAUACCUUUGAUAGCCUUUCACUAAGUAUUCCAGCUGCCACAUGGGGUCAUCCACUGACCCUGGACCACUGCCUUCACCACUUCAUCUCGUCGGAAUCAGUGCGAGAUGUCGUAUGUGACAACUGUACGAAGGGGUCCUAUUUCAAGGAUGUCUCCGGAGAGAUGUCUCCUUUAUUUCAGAUUGAAGCAAAAGGGACGCUGAAUGGGGAGAAGGUGGAACAUCAGAGGACCACGUUUGUCAAACAGCUGAAACUAGGGAAGCUCCCCCAGUGCCUGUGCAUCCACCUCCAGCGGCUGAGCUGGUCUAGCCACGGCACGCCCCUGAAGCGGCACGAGCAUGUGCAGUUCAGUGAGUUCCUGAUGAUGGAUAUCUACAAAUAUCACCUCCUCGGACACAAGCCGGGGCCCCGGGGCCCCGAGCCCUGCAGGAAGGCAGGGCCCGCAUUGGAAGUGCAGGACGGGCCGGCAGCCCCUAAGUCAGUUCGGAGCCAGCUGGGGGGCCCCAAAACACAGAUGCUCAUGAAUGGCGCCUGUUCCCCACCCUUCCUGCCCACCCUGCCAGCCCCGGUGCCCUUCCCACUCCCAGCUGUUCCUGACCACAGCUCCUCCGCGUACCUCUUCCAGUUGAUGGCUGUUGUUGUUCACCACGGAGACAUGCAUUCUGGACACUUUGUGACUUACCGACGGUCCCCUCCUUCAGCCAAGAACCCUCUCUCCACCAGCAACCAGUGGCUGUGGAUUUCUGAUGACACUGUCCGCAAGGCCAGCCUACAGGAGGUCCUGUCCUCCAGUGCCUACCUGCUGUUUUACGAGCGCGUCCUUUCCAAGAUGCAGCACCAGAAUCGGGAGUACAAGUCUGAAGAAUGACUCUGCCCUGGCCCCAAAGCAAGAGCUGAUGGCACUGUCCAAACUCUGUGUGUGUGUAUGUGUGUGUGUGUGUGUGUGCGCGCGCGCGCACAAGCAGCCCCACUAGAGUCCUACAGCCUUCUGGUGUGUUCUAAGAGCAGCGGUGCCGGGGUAGGAAAGCAGGCAUUGUGUCUAGAGCGUCUUGUGACUCACCUGAUACAGGUAAUUAAAAGAAACCAGACUCCGAAAGCCACCUUUUCUAUAUUCUGAUACGUUAGGUGUUCUCAGAGGGGAGUUAACUUUGUGUGAUCCUCUGAGCUUUCAGCAUAGAUCUUUUAUUUUUAAUAAGCAGGCCCAUUAAAAAAUGGUUGAAUUAGUGAAGUUAUUAAAGGCAACAGUUUCAAAGAAAAAGUGCCUUUCACUUUCAAUUGCUUUUGUUAGCAGGUCCCUUAUGGAAAAUACACCUCAUCUGAGCGUCAUAUAAACAAUUUUUGAAAAGCUCUGUUCCUUCCAAAGUUACCGAGUGGAUAGCAAAAGAACAGUUGAAAGCUGCCUAAAGCAUACCGCCUUCUCCUUUUGUAUGUCUUUUUCUAACCUUUCGAUUCUUUAUAUGUAGUAAAAGCUCAUUUGCCAAA
Phacochoerus africanus (Common warthog) is the source of this 2348-nucleotide messenger RNA. It is a transcript of the gene USP30, whose product is annotated as ubiquitin specific peptidase 30. Gene Ontology annotation, biological process: protein deubiquitination. Gene Ontology annotation, molecular function: cysteine-type endopeptidase activity; cysteine-type deubiquitinase activity. The coding region runs from base 133 to 1734 and encodes 533 amino acids. Gene Ontology annotation, cellular component: cytosol; nucleus. The transcript has 13 exons. The record is from RefSeq and is a predicted model, not a curated record. NCBI's taxonomy places the organism in Eukaryota, Metazoa, Chordata, Mammalia, Artiodactyla, Suidae.